GGAAAUUGGAGUAAAUAUGUAUUUUCGAUUAUGCUGUUUUAGUUUACAUAGAUGUUAACAUUUUUAAAUGGAGGAUUCAUUCUAUAAAAAAUGGAAAACAAUUUACCAUUCUUCAGUUUACCAUUUGUAGAUUCGCAGCCUUCGGAGUUAGAUUAUGGUAAAUCAAAAGAAGAAGGCCUACUGGCUAAUUUACACACGACUCUAGUAUCUCAAGGUUCGUUGCUAAGCGAAGAAGAUGUUUUGGCCCAGUUCCUAUCUUUGGAUGAACCAUUGGAAGAGCCAGAUCUGAAUGGUCCUGCGACGUUAUGCUGUGAAAUAUGUAAACGAAAAUUCGACAAUGCCAAAAAGUAUUAUGGACAUUUGCGAGUACAUUCCAAAAGCAAUACUUGGUUGUGUGAGCAAUGUCCUAAUGCGAAAUUUACGACAAAGCAACAGUUGAUGAGACACAGUCUCAUUCAUAAGCCACUGGAGAGGGUAUGGAGAUGUCCUCAAUGUCCACUGGCAUUCGAAGCACUGUGGAGACUACAACAACAUCUUUUUGCAAAGCAUCUGGAUUAUAAACCGCACAAGUGUGAUCAAUGUACAAAGACAUUUGACAAAAAAUCAGAUCUUAAGAAGCAUAUUAGUGUGCAUACAGGGGAAAAGAAACACGAGUGUCCCGUUUGCAAGGCCAAGUUUAAUGAUAAGUCCAAUUUCAACAGACAUACGCUUCUGCAUACAAAUACACAACCAUUUUGCUGCCCUGGGUGCGGUAGUAGGUUCAGACAGUUGGCAUCAAUGAAACGUCAUUAUCAAAAUUGUAAAAAAUGCAAGGGGUUGAAUGAACUCGGUGAUAAAACUGUCAGAAAGAACUACUGCAGGAUCUGUGGAAUGUCAUUCCAAUACAGAAGCGCUUUGUUAGAGCAUUGUGUUCGCGAACACCCAGAUGGAAAGAAGUCAAAAAAGAACAUAGAUGGCUUAAAGUUAAAAAAAGAGCCCGGGAAAUUUAAUAAAGAAAACGAGAAAGACGCUUCCAAUAUGGUACACCCGAAGCCGGUCAGCAGACCAGAGGAUAAUAUCAUGGACGAUAUACUCUCCGCGGAAGACGACUACGUCACUCUCACAACGCCCGAUGAAAUCAUCAAUAUCUUCAAUCCGCCAACCGACGUGAACAAUACAGACGACAUGACCCAACUAGAAGAAAUAGACGACGAACUGCUGUACAAUAACAUCGACUUUGAUAAUUUUAAAGCCGGCCACAUGUUUAAUUUGAACACGAACGACAUGGACUACAAUGUCGACACUAUGCCUAAUGGCGAGAUAUUAUUCGAUUUCGUCGACGGUAAAAGUAUCGAUAAUUUGCCUGAAGAGUUACUAAAAGCUGCCGAAGAGUUACCGGAUAAACCUGAAGAAAUGUUCGGGGCCAAUGAGAACGAAUGUUCGAUUAUAUUCGAGAGUGAUGUAGAUCUCGAAGCCAGUAAGACUCUAGCGGCCAAUCUAAAUCAACUCAUAGGAGAGAACAACGUUCAGUACAUAUCCACUGAAGACGACGACACCUUCGUCAUAAGCUUGAGCAGCGAAAUCAACGCCGAAUUGACUGAAAUGCUGAACAACAUUGGUGUGGGAAUGAACAGCGAAACUGUAAACUCGAAAGCUGACGAAACUGCGGAAGCGGUCAGCAACAUACCCGCUAUGGAGUCCAUGGUCAGCGAACCGAUAGUGGUGGAAAUCAAACAGAAGCCGACGGCCGUCACCGCUCAGUCGCUCUCAUUGACACAGAAUAAAAUGCCCAAUUCAGAAACGAAACACGGUGAAUUGAAAAUAAAAGGUAUUAAAGGGAGGAAACUGUUUAUAUUCGCCUGCAGAAUUUGUAAUAAAGUGUUUAACAAAAAGGACAAUUAUACAUCGCACAUGGCCAUCCACGAGCCGGAGCUGUGUCGGCACGUGUGCGCGGUGUGUGGCCAAAGGUUCGGGUACCGGUCCACGCUAAACAAGCACAUGCGCGCCGCACACGAGCCGCGCACGCACACCGCGCACUGCUGCCACUACUGCGACCGGACCUACACCGCCGCCUGGAUGUUAAAAGACCACGUAAAAUCUAAACACCAGGGUGUGAUGCCCCACGCCUGCGACGUUAAGGGGUGCGGCAAGAAAUUCUAUAAAAAGAGCGAUUUGGUUGUUCAUAAAAGGUACCACACCGGCGAGAGACCGUUCUCUUGUGGCAUCUGCAUGCGUUCGUUUCCCAUAGUGUCGCAUCUCAAACGUCACAUUCGUUCUGUAGACUGUACAAAAUCCUUAGAGAGAAAAGCGGAAAUUCAUCCCUAGAGAUCAACAACUAGCCACCUCAAAACAUUAUUUAUUGUAGGUAUUGAAUCAAUUUAUAAAACGUACUCGC
Bombyx mandarina (wild silkworm) is the source of this 2374-nucleotide messenger RNA. RefSeq lists its product as uncharacterized. Gene Ontology annotation, biological process: regulation of transcription by RNA polymerase II. The record is from RefSeq and is a predicted model, not a curated record. Gene Ontology annotation, molecular function: DNA-binding transcription factor activity, RNA polymerase II-specific; RNA polymerase II transcription regulatory region sequence-specific DNA binding. Gene Ontology annotation, cellular component: nucleus. NCBI's taxonomy places the organism in Eukaryota, Metazoa, Arthropoda, Insecta, Lepidoptera, Bombycidae.